Molecule: messenger RNA, 1481 nt
Organism: Rhopilema esculentum
Lineage: Eukaryota; Metazoa; Cnidaria; Scyphozoa; Rhizostomeae; Rhizostomatidae
Product: U3 small nucleolar ribonucleoprotein IMP3
Biological process (GO): ribosomal small subunit biogenesis; rRNA processing
Cellular component (GO): small-subunit processome; Mpp10 complex
Molecular function (GO): rRNA binding; snoRNA binding
Source: RefSeq, a predicted model, not a curated record
UGUUUUUCUUAAGGCCUUUUAUACAACAUGGUGCGGAAACUAAAAUACCACGAGCAGAAACUGCUUAAAAAAGUUGAUUUCAUAUCAUGGAAAAGCGACAAUAACAUACGUGAAGUAAAAGUCCUUAGAAAAUAUCAUUUACAGAAAAGAGAAGACUACACAAAGUACAAUAAACUUUGCGGAUCAGUGUUGUCUCUCGUAGCCAAAAUCAAGGACCUCGACCAGAAAGAUCCUUUUAGGAUAGAAGCAACUAAUAAACUGCUUCAGAAGCUCUUCGAUCUGGGAAUAAUUUCCUCACAAAAGAAUCUGAGCGUCUGUGAAAAGAUAAGCACGUCAAGCUUUUGCAGACGUCGACUGCCAGUUGUGAUGGUACGGUUGAAAAUGGCUGAGCAAAUAAAGGACGCGGUGAAAUACAUAGAGCAAGGCCAUGUGAGAAUAGGACCAGAGGUAGUGAUGGACCCUGCAUUUCUCGUGAGCAGAAAUAUCGAGGAUUAUAUCACUUGGGCAAAUGGUUCAAAGAUCCGGCAGCGUGUUAUGGAAUAUAAUGACGCAAAAGAUGACUUUGACCUUCUUUAGGUAUUUCUAAAAGUUCUUCAAUACUCGUACAUAUCAAACGUGUUACCCACGAGUGAAACACCUUAAAACCUUUACAAAAAAUGGCAUCUUUCAGUCAUUUUUCUCAGGACAGUAGACUUUACUUCUCGAACAACAACCUUUAUCAUACUUUUCCCGAUGGUCAAAGUGAGUUGUCGUUCUUGCUGUUUUCACCUUGCCACUCUCGUCCUGUGGCAGCUGCUAAGCUUUUAGACAGCCACAGACAAACGCCAAGUACAUGUAAAUUUUUGUCUGUGUGUCGAAUGAUAUGGUUAACUGCAAGUGUUUAAUGGCACCUUGUCUCUUAUAAAAAUUCUCAUGUUUUUUUAAGUUAUUUGACUUUGAAUUUGUUAGAAUUCUAGACUAGAAGUUUUUAAAGAUAGAACAAAAGAUUUCUAUCCAUAUAUAAAUGCACAAUUUCCAUAGCAAGAAAUUAUUCAUAAUCUUGGACAAGAAGGCUGUCUAUCUUUCAUAAUUGUAUGUUUCAGCAAUAUUCCUGACACUAGAGAACUUCAAGUUACUAGAGUUACUAGUGGUAUCACUUUUGUGAGCAUAUUAAUGACCUCCCACUCUGUCACUCUGUCAGAAUCUUCUCUAUAGAAGGCAGACAGUAAUUGGUAGUGUUUUUUUUCUUCCCUCAGUGGUGUGUUUUUACUUUUUCAGAACAUUUCUACAAUUUAAACAAACUUCACACUGUUUUUCCAUCAUAAAUCCUACAGUUGAUACCAAAUAAUUUAUGCACUUUGCUGGAAAUUUCUGCUGUGAAUACCCGUAGUUUCUUAAGUUAUUAACUUCACAGCAUUAAACUGCAUACUAUCUAUUCAUUGUUACCUGUUUCUUUUUAUUAAUGAAUAUUUUAGAGAAUCCUGAAAGUUUUGCCUAACAAA